GGCGAGGCUUUCAGUUGUAGGAUGGAUCCAGACGGUGGGGCAGAUUCUCAAAAAGCUGUCAGUUUGCAGUGGAAGAGCUACAAACUUGUCCAGGAUCCAGCCAUUCGUCGAGUUGCACAGAAAAUCUACAGAUAUGAUGGAGUGCAUUUUAGUGUGCCAGACUCUGGAUUUCCUCCUGUGGGUGAACUGCGGGACCCUAGACCCCGGAGACUAUGGUCCAGGUAUACAGAAAUGUCCCUGCCAGUGCCAAAGUUUAAGCUUGAUGAGUUUUAUGUGGGUCCCAUACCCCUCAAGGAGGUGACCUUUGCUAGACUGAAUGACAACAUCAAGGAGCCCUUUUUGGCAGAAAUGUGUGCAAAGUUUGGUGAGGUGGAGGAGAUGGAGAUCCUGUUUCACCCCAAGACCAGGAAACACUUGGGCCUGGCCAGGGUGCUGUUUACCAGCACCAGAGGAGCUAAGGACACAGUCAAGCAUUUGCACAACACUUCUGUCAUGGGUAACAUCAUUCAUGCUCAACUGGAUAUAAAAGGCCAGCAGAGGCAGAAGUAUUAUGACCUGAUGGUAAACGGGUCCUACACUCCUCAGACUGUGCCCCUGGGAGGCAAGGCUUUGACUGAUAGGCUCCAGCCUCCGGCCCCAGCACAGCCGCAGCCACAGCCUGACACGUCAUCGGAAGUCAGGCGGAGGCUUUCCAGUGAUCUUGCAGUUUUGGCAGCAGGGGUCCAGGCCCUAACAUCAGGAAGUGCCGACCCUUCCUCUGGGGAUGCUGGUUACAGUGAUCAGCGUCUGGACACGCCCCCCUCUUCCAUAUCAGGCCCCUUCACACCAGGCUCCACUGCUUCAUCUCAGGGUGCUGGAGGAGGGACACCGUACAGCUCCAGAUCUGGGACUCCUUUCUCACAAGACUCGGGCUACACUGGCGGAAGGAAUACUGGCUACAGCACUGGCACUUUAGGCAGUGGCUACCCUCCCCAGGACAUGCUCCCUUCUUCCUCCUCGUCUUCUGCAGUCUCCUCUACUGUUGGAGGAUACAAAGCAUCUCGUUUUUCAGAGGAUGCACAGGAACCUUCAGUGUUUCACCGAGGUCGCCCUAUAUACCCCCCGAACACAUCAUACCGUCCCAACGAGCCCCCAUGCUACCCCCCAUACCCCAAUGUUGCAGGGCCUGGGCCACACAUGGCGCACCACUCCUCAAUGCCUCCUCCACCUCUUGCCGCCCAAUUUGAUCAGCCCCCAAUGGCAGACAGGGACCGUGACAGAGACUCAGGGGGGCGUUACGGGCCGGCGGGGAUCGGCUCCAGAAGGUCGUCCUACCAGCAGCAAGACACAAACUCUUCCACAAAGUACCAUUCCCAUCACUCCCAUCACCACUCAGAGCGCAGGGAGGACAGGGCGUACCGGCGAGAUAGCCUGGGCUCCCGGUCUGGUGACCACGGCCACCAGAGACACCGCAACCACCACCAUUCUCACAAUCACCACGGCAGCAGCAGCCGCAGGAGGAGCAGCCAUGACCGGGACAGAGAUCGAGACAGAGACAGGGACAGAGACAGUGACUACUCCAACAGCUCUGACCCCAGAUACAAUUCCAACUCCUACCGUUCUUCCUCUAACAGCAUGUCUCCCCCCCCUUGCUCUUACACUGCAUACCCCACGUCCAAAGAGCCCGCUCAAGCCCCUCCUCAGGGAUUGGACUCUUCCACCCGUCUUGCAGGCACAAGCCUUGCAGAAAGGGGCUCCCUGCCGUCGGGUGGUGCUGACAAAGACUACCACACUGGUCACCACAGUGCUCUUCCCCCACUGCCUCCUCCGCCGCCGCCCCCCCUCCCGCCAGCCUCAGUCAUAGCAGCGGCUGUAGCUGAGACCCUGGGAACGCUGGACUUCAACCAGGACAGUCCGGCCCGGGAGGAGCAGUGGACAAAGCCAAAGCGCCGUCCCAGCACGCCACCAGCACCCCCAAAAACGCCCCCCCCUACCUCCUCGCCCCAACGUCCCAUUGCUUCUUCCUCCACCUCCCCAUCCUCUACCUCCCUUCCCCACCAUCUUCCCUCUUCCUCCAGCUCCCCACCUCAGCGUGACUCCUCCUCUCCAGAGCCAGAUUCCACCAAUGAGAGUUUACCGUUCGUCUACCACAGCAGCAGCCUGGACUCUCGUAUUGAGAUGCUCCUCAAAGAACAAAAGGCUAAGUUUUCUUUCCUUGCCUCCGACGAGGAGGAGGAAGAGGAUAGGAAGGAGGAGAAGCAGAGGGCUGUACGUGGGGACGGAGGCGAUCGAAGAGGUGAUGGGACAGGGGAGCACACCAGUGGUAACCUGGUUGGAGACAAUGGGGAGAAGGACCACAGGAAGAAAGGGGAAAGAGACAGAGGGAGGAAACGGGGAAAGGGGGGAGACGGUAGGAAGAGUCCCAGUUUACUUACAGCAGCCAUACCAUCCUCUUCCUCCUACUCCUCUCGCAUCCCCCCAGAAACUCAGCCACAGGUCGGCCUCACUGUGGCUGGAGCUUUGCAGGAGGAAUCUUCACACACUGGAUCUGCUGAUACACGCAGCAGGACAGGAGCACACACCCCCCCUUACAACGGACAGAGUCAGUCCUCCCCUCACUCCUCAGGAGAAGACAUGGAGAUCUCAGACGAGGAAGAGGAGGUGACUACCAUAACAACAGUGACCUCUCAUCAGGCCUCGCUCACCUCAGGUUCCUCCCCCUGUUCCUCCCAGGCUGCCAUGCCUUCACAAAAAGCGGACCACUCAUCUUCACCCCAACCGGACUCUGCACAGCACUUUGGCACCUCCAUGCACCCUCCCAUACCUUCCUACCCUCCACAUCUGCCUCCACCACCUCCUCCUGGUUACUCCCUCCAACCUCCACCUCCGCCCGGGAUCCCUCCCCUGCCCCACAUGGAGCUGCACCCUGAGUAUCCUCCCAUGCCCCAUCACAUGUAUGACUAUGCCUCGUCCAUGGAGCUGAUGAACCAGUACAGCGGGGGCGCUCCAAUGUCUUUCCAAAUGCAGACCCACAUGCUGAGCCGCCUUCACCAGCUGCGCGUGUCGUCCUCCAACGGGACCCCGGGCCCCGGCGAGGCCGCCACCGCUGACUACUCGUCCUACCAUCUCCACUCUAUGCCGCCGCCCCACACACACCACCCCUAUAUGGACCAAGAGGGGAGUGGAGCAGGCGCUCAUUAUGACCAGGACCACCGCUACAUGCCCCCCCACAUGCCCUACGCCUACCCUGACCCCCACAGCACCCAGAUAGCACCCCCUCCACACCAUGGCAUCCCGCCUCCCCAUACUGGUUGGCCGCAGCACGUCUUGCCCCCCCACUACGCCUCUUACAUGCCCCCACCGGGCUAUGGCACCAUGCUGCCCGGGGAGGGAGACGAAUACAGGGCUCCAGAUGGGGAGGAGAUGUCUCUGUUGCCUGACAAUCCGCAUGAAGCCACGGUGCAGAUGGUCCUGGGCACUCUGAUCCAGGAAAUGAAAAACAUCAUGCAGAGGGACCUGAACCGCAAAAUGGUGGAGAAUGUUGCCUUUGCGACUUUUGACGAGUGGUGGGAGAGGAAAGAGACCAAGGCCAAGCCUUUCCAGACAAUGGUUAGAGGGGUGUCUGCAUUACGGGACGAUGAGAAGAAAGAGGAAAAGAUCAACCGUCCUCGGGAGCCUCUCACGUCUCUUGUGGACUGGGCGAAGAGCGGCGGCAUGGAGGGUUUGUCUCUCCGAGGAGCAGUGCGACUUCCUUCCUUCAAGGUAAAGAGGAAAGAACCCCAGGAGCUUCAAGAGGGAGACAUGAAGAGGCCCCGACCCUCGACCCCACCAGACGAGGAUGACGAAGCUCGUGAGGGGAGAAUGCCAGAGGCCAGCAGACAUGGAGCUGAAAGAGACAACAAGAGGAGGAAAAAGAAGCCAAGGAAUCGUAAACCUUGGGAACUUGGCAGUGAGGGAGAGGAAACAUCUGACGACUCCUCCACUGAAAAGGAGGAUGAAGAGGAGGAGGGAAGUGAAAAGGCCUCUGAUGAUGACGCCCUUAGCGCUGAUAGUGAUGAUGAGAGCCUCUCCUCGUCCUCUGACGGCUCUUCGUCUUCAGGAUCUACAUCUUCCUCUUCCUCUGAAGAUGAGGAUGAAGAGGAAGGAGAGAGGGCUGAGAGUGAAGGGCCAGACUCCAUGGAUGAGUCGACCAUGGACAGCACAAAUGAGAAAGAUGGCAGGGAAAAUAAUGCAGGCUCUUUCUCGAAGGCAGAAGUCAAAACAGGUGAAGCCAAGGACAGCAAGGCAGAUACAAAAACAGCACCAAGCAAGCGUCCUCCAUCGCCCCCGUACCCCAGGCCUUCGUCCCCUAUUGUUCUUGUGCCCCCUCUCAAGAAACGCAGGAAGACUGUCUCGUUCUCCACAGGCGAGAACGACAGCAAGAUGCAGCUGCCGACUGUACCCGCAUCUCCAUCUCCCUCACAGCUGGCAGGUGAAUCUCCCUUUUUCUCCCCUGGGAGGCACCCAGACUCUCCCGUCACCGCUUCUCCAUCACCCACGGCUCGCCCCUCCAAGGGCAUCCAACUCCUUCCCUUCGCCUCCAAACCAGGGGAAGGCAAUGCCCUCAUUGUGCCCCCGUCUGGAUACCAAGAUUUUGAUGAAUGCAAAAAGGGACCUCCUGCUUCUCCUCAGACCCCCCUGAUCAAAUCCGCUGGCAAACGGGGUGCAGGGAAAGAGUCCCCCAAAUCUCCCGUCCCUCCUGUUAUGGUGUGCCGCACGGUGCAGAACCUGCCGCUGGACCACGCCUCUCUGUGCAGGAUGGCCUUCGAGGAGGCCCCUCCUCCACAUCCAGCCAACAAACGGUCCAGAGGCAGGCCUCGGACGGCCAGUGUGUCUGCGUCAUCCAGUCACUCCCUCAGAGAGGAAGACGAGGAGGAGGAAGAAAGUGAGCAGAGGCUGAGAUUCAGAGAGCAUCUGGGGGCAUCAAGCCUCCUGCAGCUUGCCUCAGCUUCAACCACUGACUUGUCUGUGUUGGCCGAUGUUGCUUUGAAAAUGGACCCUGACACUGGGGACUCAGAGGAGACAGAGACAUCUGAUGAGGCAGAAGAGCAGAAGAUGGAAGGCGAUCUCUUCUCCUCAGAGUCCCUGGCCCUGGUAAUGAGCCAAGGGGGUAUACUGGUCCUUACGGAACACAACUACUGCAAACCUCCUGUUCUCACAGUACCAUCCGGUACCAAAAGGACUUCCUCCAAAGACUCCUCAGUCUUGCUUCCAGCAGACCUUAACACUAUUUCUGGGGUGCUUGAAGCGCCAGAGGAGGUCAUUGGAGAAGCCCUUCCAUCCAGAGGAGAUAAAGGGGAAUUGUUAUCUACAAUGGGGGUGCUUUGUGAGUCUGAUGACGCCGGCCAGGCUGCAUCUCGACCUCCAUCGUCAAAGAAGAAAGCCGUAGUUGGGAAAAGUCCCGAACUUGAAAAGGAUAUGAGCAAAAAGUGGAGAAGGAAAGACAAAGAAAACCUUGAGCUUCAGCACACACAAAAACAGAAGGAGCAGCCAGGAAGCAAGAAACAGAGGAAGCGGAAACCAGAGGACUCAGAAGAAGAAGUCGAUGUGGAGGAGCUUGAGUCUGGGGAGCUUUCCAGCUCGGACACAGAGGACGAGAUUGUUGAAGACGUUCGGAAGAGUGAGCGUCUAUUUCUGCAGGAAGCAGGGGUAACAUCGUCCCAGCGCUGGCCAAAACCCGUCCCUGCAUCCGAGCCAACAGCAAUUAAGUAUGAUAACCGCAGUGAGUUUGAGCAGAUGACCAUCCUGUAUGAUAUCUGGAACUCGGGUCUUGACGGCGAGGACUUGAGUUUGCUGAAGAAGACUUAUGAGAAGCUGUUACAGGACAACCACAGCUCUGACUGGCUCAACGAUACUCACUGGGUCAAUCACACUAUAACCAAUUUGCCGAACCCUCGACGUAAGAAGAAGAACCCAGGUGGACAGCUGCGUCAGCAUGUGACCGGUUCUGCCAGAAGUGAGGGCUACUACGCCAUCAGCCGCAAGGAGAAGGACGUCUAUCUGGACUUGGACCUGCCAGAGCAGGUCAUCCGGGAGGUGGAGAAUGUCGACCUCUCGGGAGCAAACCGAGUGCUUUCAGAGAGACGCUCAGAGCAGCGCCGUCUCCUCACUGUCAUCGGCACCACGGCAGUCAUGGACUCUGACCUGCUCAAACUCAACCAGCUUAAGUACCGAAAGAAGAGGCUUCGCUUCGGACGCAGCAGAAUCCACGAGUGGGGUCUGUUCGCUAUGGAGCCCAUAGCUGCUGAUGAGAUGGUCAUUGAGUACGUGGGCCAAAACAUCCGACAGAUGGUGGCUGACAAUCGAGAGAAACGGUAUGCACAGCAGGGCAUCGGGAGCAGCUAUUUGUUCAGAGUGGACCACGACACGAUUAUUGAUGCCACCAAGCUCGGCAACCUGGCAAGAUUUAUCAACCACUGCUGCACUCCAAACUGCUACGCCAAGGUUAUCACAAUAGAGUCCCAGAAGAAGAUUGUGAUCUACUCAAAGCAGGCCAUUGCCGUCAAUGAGGAGAUCACCUACGACUACAAGUUCCCGCUGGAGGAAAACAAGAUCCCUUGCCUGUGUGGAACGGAGAACUGCCGCGGGACACUGAACUAGUGGAUAAGCUUUUCUUCCUCACCUGGCAACACCCAGACCCGGAACCCCACCUGGUUUACCCUUCGUAGAGUGUACUUCGAAACAAGGCCACGCUAUGAACCCCCCCUCCUCGCAUUACCCAGGAAACAGAGACACACACAUUUGCACUUUUCCUGCACACUUUCAUUCACUUGGCAGUUUCACAAGCCAGUGUGAGAGGUUAGUGUCACCUGGCAUGAGAAUACUAGUUGGGGGGCCUCCGCUUCAGCAGCUCUUUUGUGGGACUCCAUUGGUUGUUAUUUUUUAGCCAGGAUGUUUCGUGCAGCCUGGCGUCAUUUUUCUUUCUAUUUCCAUGCCACUAUCAGAUAGAAUUUAGACAAUAAAUAUAAAACAGAAAAUGAUUCUAUGUCUACGUCAGCUUACAUAAUCUACAUCCUGGAUCACUCUUGCCGUGUCCAAUCUCUCCCUGCACCCAUCCGCACAGAUCCGCACACAGACGCACAGGAAUAUCUGACAAAUUCAGGGUUUUUAAAAGUGCUUGUUUUUGGCGCACUUUUAAAAUGUCAAACUUCAUUCAAUUUGGUCUUCAGUUAUGCAAGAUUUCCAAGUGUGAAGAUUGUUUUGGAGCUUUUUUUAAAUUUCAUUUCAUAGUAUUAUAAAAUAAUAUUGCUAUUGCUGUUAUUAAUACAUUUGUUAUUUAGUUGCAUUAGCUGUAAGUAUCUUACAGUGAAAUGAACUUCAGUGUACCCAACCCACUGUCCUAUGUGGCUUUCACCAGCCUCAUGAAACCCUCAUUUUUCUUUUACACUCUGCAUUGCUCCCCUGAUUUGCCACAACCUUUCUUCUGGAUGAGAGAAAAAACCUUUCAAAUAUUGUUUUUGACCCUCGUGAAUAUAUGUCAGUUAUGUUGUAGCUAAAUUGUGUUUUAUUUGUAUUCCUCCGCUCCUGAAUUUUUGUCUGCAAGGACCAGCACAACAGGGAUUUAGCCUGUGUUUCUUUUUCCUUUUUUCCCCCAAAGUUAGAGCAAUGUUAAUCAAGUGUUGUGACGAGAACUAGAACCAUGUUUUUUUGCAUAAUCUCUCUAUCUGUUUAUCUGCGUUCCAUCAAAGCAAAGGUCAAAAGUAGGCACUGAAAACCACCAAACUCAGCCAGGUCCUGUUCAAAUCUGUGUUCAGUGUUUAACUUAGUCAGUCUGUGUGAUACAUAUGUUUUUAAAAGGCACAUUUAUUGGAUUUGGUCAGGUCUCUUGAAAUGGUUAGAUUGUAAAGUGUUUUUCCCUGUUUUGAGGGCCUUUCAAGAAUACAUUAGUAUGUAUUUUAUUUGAAAGUGUUGAGUGGUUCGGCCCGAAGAAACAUCUCUCCCUGAAAACGCAUCGGCCUAAUGUUAACAAGUGUCCAGCUUAGGAUCUGUUUGCAGUGUAGAUGGGUGGAAGGUAUACAUAGAUACGCUCCGUGGCUUUGCAAUACGCCACAGACAGCAGGAUGUAGAUGGCCCUUAUGUUGUGUCUCUGUUUUUCCCAUGGCUAUGGCCGUCCAAAGUUUAACUUUCAUUUUAAACUUUUAACUAAAGUUUGGUUUUAUUUUGUUCCCUCCCAAACAGGAAAAUGUGUAAGAUAUUUUGUGUUGCAAUGAAAGCGUUUCAUCACAAACAAACCCUCUUUGCUACAGUAUAAAAAGACGAAAUCAAAGAAGUACAUGUAAAUAUUGUAGAAGUGUUUGUUUCUCGUAGAAACACACUGAUUUCAAGCUGUAAAUAUGUUGUUCCUUUUCUUCUCUCCAUGAGGAUGAAACAUGUACAUACCUUCCAUUCAUUUAUUUUUUAUUGUUUUUCCUUUUAAUUUGAUGAUUAUUUUAAUAUUAUUUGCAAUAUUUCUUGUAUUAAUGCGUUGGACCCUUUAUUAAUGGUGCAUUAAAAUAUUUUUUAAAUAAAUGAAA
Messenger RNA from Eleginops maclovinus (Patagonian blennie), 8531 nucleotides. RefSeq names its product SET domain containing 1A, histone lysine methyltransferase (gene setd1a). Lineage: Eukaryota; Metazoa; Chordata; Actinopteri; Perciformes; Eleginopidae. Gene Ontology annotation, molecular function: histone H3K4 methyltransferase activity; RNA binding; protein binding. The record is from RefSeq and is a predicted model, not a curated record. Gene Ontology annotation, cellular component: Set1C/COMPASS complex.